Necator americanus (New World hookworm) is the source of this 1173-nucleotide messenger RNA. RefSeq lists its product as uncharacterized. Gene Ontology annotation, biological process: proteolysis. The coding region runs from base 1 to 1173 and encodes 390 amino acids. The record is from RefSeq and is a predicted model, not a curated record. The transcript has 3 exons. Lineage: Eukaryota; Metazoa; Nematoda; Chromadorea; Rhabditida; Ancylostomatidae. Gene Ontology annotation, molecular function: aspartic-type endopeptidase activity.
AUGACCCCGAGCACAAAGCUAUCGCUUGGAACACCAGGAAAAGCUUUGGGAAGAGCUGUUAUUCUGAAUCCAAGGAAACCUGCAUUGGAACCAAUCCACGUCUUGCUUGAUACUGGAGCGGAUCGCUCAUUCAUCAGAAGCGAAUUGACAAGUCCCCUUGAGCUACAGGACCUCAAAGCGAUUGAGAUGAGCAUCAACACAUUUGAAUCCAAACAGCCGCUACCGCAAACAUGUGGGAUCGCUCAGCUUCAACUUUAUCGGACAAAUCAGAAACACCUCACAAGAUAUUUGUCACCAAAAUCGACCCUGUCACGGAACCAAUGGUACGGCACAGCCGAGGGCGAACGGUUCCUGUUUGUCAACAACAUUUAUCUCUCUAUCACUUUCGAUGCUAAGAACAUUAAGCCACCGGUUCUAUUCGGGUGCGCAGACCUCUACGAAUUCCUUGAUGGAGGAUUUGCAGUACAGACAGCGGCAACGGUUUCAUCUGAGGAGCAAGGGAACAUUGCCUCCAUAAACAUGGCUAACCGCAUUGCUCAGUCCAAUGGGUACCUAGCAAAGGUCUCUCAUUCAAAUCGGAGCCAUGCAACUGAACGGCCGUGCCACAGGGUCCCUGUGGCAACAAAAAUCCCUUUCUGCCUUCCUUUUACUUCGGAUGACAUGAGCAAUGCAGUGCGAGCAAGCUUACGACAGGCGGGUCUGCAAGACUCAGUCAGAGUAGUGGACAUACCACCUGCAAACCUGAAGCAGCAGCUAGUCCGCAAUUGCGCAUAUGACAGACUUUGUGAGACACCGAAUUGCAUCGUUUGUCCGAACGGGAGGCAGGGUGAUUGCGUGGUAUCGGGGGUUAUCUACCUAAUCACCUGUCAGUUAUGUGGGGCUGAGUACAUUGGCGAAAUAGGAAGAUCACUAUGUAUCCGCGUCAAGGAGCACCUAGACGGGCUCGUAAAAUCAAAAACAUCAUCCCCUUUAGGUGCUCAUCGCAGACAGUGUCAUGACAACACCCCUUUCAAGAUAGCUGUCACUAUCUUAGCACGCGAAUCGGACGUUCUAGCGCGAAAAACAUUGGAAGCGUUUUACAUCACGACCAAAAGUCCUAUCAUGAAUCGUAAAGAAGAAUGCAUCGCUGUGACCAACGAGCUGGCGCCAUAUAAGGACCUUUGCGGGUUUUGA